Panonychus citri (citrus red mite) is the source of this 1699-nucleotide messenger RNA. RefSeq names its product gastric triacylglycerol lipase-like. The coding region runs from base 134 to 1453 and encodes 439 amino acids. Lineage: Eukaryota; Metazoa; Arthropoda; Arachnida; Trombidiformes; Tetranychidae. Gene Ontology annotation, biological process: lipid metabolic process. The record is from RefSeq and is a predicted model, not a curated record. The transcript is spliced from 4 exons. Gene Ontology annotation, molecular function: hydrolase activity, acting on ester bonds.
AUAGCAAUCACAAUCAACUUAAUCAUUUGAAAAAAAAGUCACCAACCACAAUCAUCCAAGUAUAAAAGUGAAAGUAAUCAUUAUGAUUUAGUGUUUAACGAUUGAUGGUUAACAAUUUAAUUUGAUUAUCAUUAUGGCUAUUAAAGUUUUCUCAUUCUAUUUUAUAAUCUUGUUAAUUUCUAAUUAUUUAAGUUUUAAUUGUAUCUUUUGUUGGAAAGUUGAUCCAGAUGAAGAUCGUGAUAUUGGUCAAGUUAUUGAAUCUCGAGGAUUCAUCAGUGAAACUCAUCAUAUCCGAACAGAAGAUGAUUACAUAUUAGGUGUUUAUCGGAUAAUUAAUCCACUUGUUGACAUUAAAUUGAUUGAAAAAAGAAAACCAAUUAUCCUUCAACAUGGACUGUUAAGUUCUGGUGCUGAUUUUAUAAUCUCCUCUCCUGAUGGAUCAAUUAAAGAUUGGGUUAACCAUGGAUUAGCUGACAAUGAUAUUGACAAUAUUUUAGCCAAUGACGUUAAUAUAAAUGAAACAAUUAACGAUCCAAUUGGUAACAAUUUAGGUUUUGUGUUGGCCAAUUUGGGUUAUGAUGUUUGGAUAUCUAAUUCUCGAGGUAACAUUUACUCAAGAAAUCAUUCAUUUCUUAAUCCAGACAAAGAUUCAAAGUUCUGGGAAUUCACUUUCGAUGAGAUGAUUACUUAUGAUACUCCUGCAAUUAUCCAUCAUGUGCUGAAUGAAACUCAAUCAGAUUCCAUUGGUUGGAUUGGACAUUCACAAGGAACUCUUUUAAUGUUUGGCCUUCUCUCAAUCAAACCCGAAUACUCGAACCUGAUAAAACCUUUUAUCGCAUUGGCACCGGUCGCACGGGUUGACCAUUUACAGUCACCUAUUCGUAUGUUGGCCAAGAUCGAACCCGCUGUUCAAUUUUUACGCUCCCAUGGUGGUGAAUUUCUGUCCAAUAAUCGUUUCAUUCGUUACCUUAAACGUACUCUUUGUACACCACCAUUUCACUUUAUCUGUUCUAAUACAUUGUUCCUGCUAAUGGGCUACGAUUCAACGCAAUUAAAUGUAACCCGAUUACCCGUUUAUGCGGCCCACGAUCCUGCUGGUACUUCAUCUUGGAAUAUGGUUCAUUUCUGUCAAAUGAUCAAUCAAAGGUCAUUUUCUCGAUUCGAUUUAGGUUUAAAAAAUAAUCUUCGUAAAUACGGUUCACCUCAUCCACCCGAAUAUCCUUUAGAUAAAAUUAAUUCGACUCAUAUCGCUUUUCUUUAUUCAUCAAAUGACCUGCUCGCUGACCCUCAAGAUGUCUCACUACUUAAAUCACUUCUCAAAGUACCGUUAUUCCGAGAUUAUUUGGUACCAUUUGAGAAAUGGAAUCAUAUGGAUUUUACUUAUGCAAUGCAAACGGGUUAUUAUAUCAAUCGAGUAGUUAUCAAUAUACUUCGUGAAUUUGAUGCCUGGUAGUUCAUCGAAUAUCGAGAAUCCAAUUCAAUUUUUAUCGUUUCUUUGAUCAUCAUUUAUCUAAUAUGCAUUCUAAUCUUAUUUCAUCCGCAUCGUUAUUAUUUUUCUUUGUUUUUAUUUAUUAAUACAUUGUGAUAGUACCAAGAAUUGGUCAAUAGUUACCAAGUAGCUAAAAAGCUCUGACAAUUUGUAAAAUUGACGUGAAUGCCUAUAAAAUAAGACGAUCUUUGAUAGAUCCUUUGUUUCCAA